Messenger RNA from Hibiscus syriacus, 870 nucleotides. RefSeq names its product auxin-responsive protein IAA4-like. Bases 184 to 720 code for a protein of 178 amino acids. Gene Ontology annotation, molecular function: protein binding. NCBI's taxonomy places the organism in Eukaryota, Viridiplantae, Streptophyta, Magnoliopsida, Malvales, Malvaceae. The record is from RefSeq and is a predicted model, not a curated record. The transcript is spliced from 2 exons. Gene Ontology annotation, biological process: regulation of DNA-templated transcription. Gene Ontology annotation, cellular component: nucleus.
CAACUCAUAACAAUAUUUCAAGAGUUCAAUAAAAUCCGAUAUUUGAAAGCAUGACAUUUGAGAAAGAUCUUAACCUUGAUGCAAACGAGCUCCGAUUAGGCCUGCCAGGCACGUCGGAGUAGUCGAAGAAGCAAGCUUCCACAACCCUUAAGAUCAGUAACAAAAGAGCCUUACCUGAUAUGAAUGAAGAGUCUAGUGUUGAAGCUGCUAGAAAGAGUGAUCAAGAAACAGCUCCACCCAACAACUAAGCAAAUGGAAAAGGCACAAGUCGUCGGGUGGCCGCCAAUCCUAUCUUACCGGAAAAACAGCCUCCAAACGAAGAAAACCCAGGCGGAAACAUGUGGGAUGUACGUCAAAGUUAGCAUGGAUGGAGCUCCUUAUCUUAGGAAGAUAGAUUUGAAGAUGUACAAGGGAUACCCAGAAUUACUUAAGGCUAUGGAGGGCAUGUUCAAGUUCAAAGUUGGAAAAUAUUCAGAAAGGGAAGGAUACAAUGGAUCAGAAUUUAUGCCUACUUAUGAAGAUAAAGAUGGUGAUUGGAUGUUGGUUGGAGAUUACCAUGGGAGUAAGUCCUUGAACCUACGUACGUAUGUACAUACGUACGUAUGUAUGUAUAUAUGUAUGUAUGUAUGUAUAUUCAUAUGUACGUACGUAUAUAUGUACAUACGUAAGUACGUAGGUAUUGAGAAUUUCAAAGAAAAAAAACCAUUUUUUCGUGUAUAGUUCGAAAAUCGGCAUGUUUUAUUUUUUUCUGGAACUUGUACAAAGGAAAAUGUAUGAGAUGCAUAAGAUUUUCCCCUUUUUUUUCCCAUGUAUCAUGUGACAAGGAAAUUUUAUAUUAUCGAUUUAAAAGAUAAAUCGAAUAUCAUUUUG